AUGGUUGCUGGUAUCUUGGACGGCAAGUCCAUUGCACUAGAUCUUCGAAAUAAAGUACAUGAUGAAAUUGUCCAAUUUCAAGUGAAGCACCCCGACUUCAAGCCACAUUUGUCUAUUAUUCAAGUUGGUGGUAGAUCCGACUCUUCGACUUAUGUCAAGAUGAAGUUGAAAGCCGCUGAGGAGGCUGAAAUUGCUUGCGAAUUGAUUCAUUUACCUAUAGAGACAACUGAGUUUGAAUUGUUGAGUGAAAUAUCAAAAUUGAACAAUUCCUUGGAUGUUGAUGGUAUACUAGUUCAAUUGCCAUUACCCAAACAUAUCGAUGAAGUAAAAAUUACCAAUGCUGUUUUACCCGACAAGGAUGUCGAUGGAUUCGGACCAUUUAAUGUUGGUGAGUUGGCCAAGAAGGGCGGUGAGCCAUUCUUCUUGCCUUGUACUCCAAAGGGAAUCAUGCAUUUAUUGAAAGUUUCUCAAGUCGAUGUCGAGGGUAAAAACGCUGUUGUUUUAGGAAGAUCAGACAUUGUAGGUAAGCCAAUGGCUAAUUUGUUGACCAAAGCCAAUGCUAACGUCACCAUUGUUCAUUCUAGAACACCUCUUGAACAAUUGAAAAAUUACUUGAAGAAUGCUGAUAUUGUCGUUGCCGCCAUUGGGCAACCCCAAUUUGUUAAAGGAGAAUGGUUGAAGCCUGGUGCUGUUGUAAUCGAUGUUGGAACCAAUUUUAUUGCAGAUUCUACCAAGAAAUCGGGUCAAAGAAUGGUGGGUGAUGUUGAAUUUGAUGUUGCUAAAGAAAGAGUAGAGUUGAUUACCCCUGUUCCUGGUGGAGUUGGACCUAUGACUGUAGCUUGUUUGCUAGAGAAUGCGUUUCUUGCCGCAAAGAGGCAUUACCAAAAGAAUAAUGAAACCCCAAGAUUUACCAAUCCUUUAAAGUUAAACUUGCAAAAACCUGUACCUUCAGACUUUGAGAUUUCUCGUGCACAACAACCUAAACGUAUUACUCAAGUUGCUGAGGAAGCAGGUAUUUUGGACUCUGAGUUGGAACCUUUUGGCUUUUACAAAGCUAAAGUAUCCUUGGAUAUUUUGAAACGUUUGGAAAACAAAAUUAAUGGUAAAUACAUUUUGGUUACUGGUAUCACUCCCACUCCAUUGGGUGAAGGUAAAUCAACUACGACGGUUGGAUUGGCUCAAGCUUUGGGUGCUCAUUUGAACAAAAACGUUUUUGCAAAUGUUAGACAGCCAUCUAUGGGUCCAACUUUUGGAAUAAAAGGUGGUGCUGCCGGUGGUGGUUAUUCGCAAGUUAUUCCAAUGGAUGAAUUUAACAUGCAUGUUACUGGUGACAUUCAUGCCAUAACUAUGGCCAAUAAUUUGUUGGCUGCAGCUAUUGAUACCAGAAUGUUCCACGAAGCAACCCAAAAGGAUGGUCCAUUAUAUAAAAGAUUGGUACCUGAGAAAAAAGGUAAAAGAUCUUUUACAACAUCCAUGUUGAAAAGAUUGGAAAAAUUGGGAAUCAAUAAAACUGAUCCAAACGAAUUAUCUCCUGAAGAGAUCACUGCGUUUGCUAGGUUGGAUAUUGAUCCCGAUUCCAUCACCUGGAGAAGGGUUGUUGAUUGUAACGACAGAUUUUUGAGAGGCAUUACAGUGGGUCAAGCUCCCACCGAAAAAGGGUACACCAGAGCAACAGGGUUUGACAUCACUGUUGCUUCCGAGUGUAUGGCCAUUUUGGCUUUAGCCAACUCAUUGAAAGAUAUGAGAGAAAGGUUGGGUAGAAUGGUUAUUGGUUCAUCCAAAGCUGGAGUUCCAAUUACUUGUGAAGAUAUCGGAUGUGCUGGUGCUUUAACCGCAUUGUUGAAAGAUGCCAUCAAGCCAAACAUUAUGCAAACUUUGGAAGGCACUCCAGUUUUUGUUCAUGCUGGUCCUUUUGCCAACAUUUCUAUUGGUGCGUCAUCAAUCUUGGCAGAUAAAAUGGCAUUAAAAUUGGCGGGCACCUCAGCAGACUUGAAUUUCGAAGAAAGAAAAGAGCAAGAAGGUUACGUAGUUACUGAGGCCGGUUUUGAUUUUACAAUGGGUGGUGAACGGUUUAUUAAUAUCAAAUGUAGAGCAAGUGGCUUGGUUCCAGAUGUUAUUGUUAUUGUGGCUACUGUGCGUGCAUUGAAAGUCCAUGGUGGAGGUCCCGAGGUGAAGGCUGGUGCACCAUUAGCUCCAGAAUACACUCAAGAAAAUGUUGAGUUAUUGAGAAAGGGAUGUGCUAAUUUGGCCAAACACAUUGCGAACGCUAAGUUGUAUGGUUUGCCCGUUGUAGUAGCCAUCAACAAGAUGUCAUCCGAUACCAAUCUGGAGCACGAAAUUAUCAAGGAAGAAGCCUUGAAAGCUGGUGCUGUUGAUGCAAUUGUUUCAAACCACUGGGAAGAAGGAGGCAAAGGUGCAGUUGAUUUGGCCAAGGGCGUCAUUGAAGCGGCAAACAGAAAGGACAAGCACUUUAACUUUCUUUAUGGUCUCGAACCUUCAGUUGAGGAUAAAAUUUCAACAAUUGCUAAGGAAAUGUAUGGAGCGCUGGAGGUUGAGUUUUCGCCAGAAGCCCAAAAAAAGAUUGAUUUAUAUACCAAGCAAGGGUUUGGGAAAUUGCCCAUAUGUAUUGCCAAAACGCAAUACUCCUUAUCGCAUGACGCUAAUUUGAAGGGUGUUCCAACAGGUUUCAAAUUCCCUAUCAGAGACGUUAGAGCAUCAAUUGGUGCUGGGUACUUGUACGCUUUAGCUGCUGAAAUACAAACAAUUCCCGGCUUACCAACCCACUGUGGAUUUAUGAAUGUUGAGGUUAAUGAAGACGGCGAAAUUGACGGUUUGUUUUAA
Lodderomyces oxycetoniae is the source of this 2841-nucleotide messenger RNA. RefSeq names its product trifunctional formate-tetrahydrofolate ligase/methenyltetrahydrofolate cyclohydrolase/methylenetetrahydrofolate dehydrogenase (gene MIS11). The transcript has a single exon. Gene Ontology annotation, molecular function: ATP binding; methylenetetrahydrofolate dehydrogenase (NADP+) activity; methenyltetrahydrofolate cyclohydrolase activity. NCBI's taxonomy places the organism in Eukaryota, Fungi, Ascomycota, Pichiomycetes, Serinales, Debaryomycetaceae. The coding region runs from base 1 to 2841 and encodes 946 amino acids. Gene Ontology annotation, cellular component: cytosol. Gene Ontology annotation, biological process: tetrahydrofolate interconversion. The record is from RefSeq and is a predicted model, not a curated record.